This is a messenger RNA of Exophiala mesophila, 1975 nucleotides long. RefSeq lists its product as uncharacterized. The record is from RefSeq and is a predicted model, not a curated record. Gene Ontology annotation, biological process: regulation of transcription by RNA polymerase II. NCBI's taxonomy places the organism in Eukaryota, Fungi, Ascomycota, Eurotiomycetes, Chaetothyriales, Herpotrichiellaceae. Gene Ontology annotation, molecular function: RNA polymerase II cis-regulatory region sequence-specific DNA binding; DNA-binding transcription factor activity, RNA polymerase II-specific. Bases 231 to 1244 code for a protein of 337 amino acids. The transcript has a single exon.
UUCUACUAGAUCCUAGUACCUUUUUUACAACCUCGACUCUGUUUCUUUGCAAUUGUCCUCACCGUGGACCAUACCAGUAGUAUUGUCCAGAAAGACGACCACGUUCAGAUACCCCUCACUUGUCACCGUUGGGCACCAUCCGCCCUUUGUGACUUGAUAAUCACACGCUACAGACGUUGGUGUCACCCUUGCCACUUUACCUCCGGACAAAAUUAUCAUAUUCUUCCACAAUGACCACAUUCACUUCGCGGUCUGGCCCAUCAUCGGGCAUACCCAGUGUCAGCGACCUCGACGGGUAUACAAUUCGAGACUAUCAGUUCCCUACAAACUAUGGACCCACACAGGAUGACGACUUUGGUUUUGACCCCCCAGACAUGAAGGCCGCGGUCAUGGCGCCAUACCAGCCUUGUAGCCCCCCUCAUGAUCCUACCAUGUCCAACUGGCCAGAGUUUAAUCGCGACGAUAUCGCAGAGACGACAGAGCCCCACGUCAACUUGGAUAGUUUCGAAUUCGACCAGUUUUUGAACUCAAGCCAGAUACCCACUUCAGAGACUGCCUUGUCACGGUUUGGUCAGAUUACACCACCGCGUUCCAGCUCAGCCGUGAGCUCCAAAGACACUGAAAAAGCACUUUCGCCCAAGACGACUACAGGCACCACGGAACGGAAAAAGACCAAGACACAAGCCAAGGAUAUCAAUGUGCAAUCUAAAACGGCGUCCAAGCCUGGCCGUAAGAGAAAGUCAACCCGCAAAGCAUCACUAGCCUCGGAGCAAGACGAUCACCAGGACGAUUCGAAAAGGAAACAAUCACUGGAGAAGAACAGACUGGCAGCGGCAAAGUGUCGAGUCAACAAGAAGGAGAAGACAGAGUUACUGCAACGCGAUUCUCACGAGAAAGCGGUGGAAAAUGCCUAUCUGAAGGAUCAAGUGAUGCGAAUGAAGGAUGAAAUCCAGCAGAUGAAUGCUAUCCUCCUAGCUCAUGCCAACUGCGAAGGUUGCAAGUCCCCCGAAGGAGUGCAGGCCCAUCUCAGUCAGCUCGGUAACGACUUUUUCCAGAACCAGCGCGUCGACCUCGCCCCUCCCAAUUACCUCAAUUAUCCGCAAAUGAAUUUUACCGAUCUACCCAUGAUGCAGGACAACUUUUUUGCCAGCGCCUCACAGGGACAGAUGCUGCACCCGCCCCUUCCAGAUUUUGAUCGGUCUGCCGAUUUCGAAGUUCAUACCCCAAUGGAUCACAGCCCUUGAUCCGCUCUUACUGCUCAGGACAGAUUUUCUAUGGCCACCACAAAUUAUGCAAUAUGCACGGACAGGUGUCCACACUUGAUUUUACAGCGAGGAACAGCGCACGCUAUCGUCAAAUGGGUUCCAAACAACAAACCCCUUUACUCUGUACCAUAUGACAAAAGAGUAUACCUUGCCUCUGUCACCAGCGGCUUUCACAUCCGUAUGCUCAGACUUACUCGGUCCAAUCAAUACCAUUGAUUGCAGCACAUGUCGCACAGACAUUUCCGUACGCUGGCGAACACAGAAGGCACUUCGUUUGAAUGAGGUUGUGUGGCGGGCAAAUUAUUGAGCUCGGACUCUACAAACGACAAUUAUCCUAAGAGUGUGGUUGACUUGGACAAUGGUGCAGUGCGGCCGAUGAGCAAAUGUGGUCGGCUGAUUGUCGAAAAGAGAAGAGCUGAGGACGACAUGGAAUUGAUCAUAGCAAUUCUACUACUGGCCCUAGCACUGUCGAUCAUUCUGGGACGCCGGGUCAAACCUCCGGUGAGGAGGUCCUGGAGGUCAGGUGUAGGUGCACCGGCCAAUGGGCAAGGAAAAUGGUACCGCGGGUGCGUGGACCAAUACUGCAAUCAACGGUUACCAGAUGCUUAGGCCACAUGUGGUUAUGAAACCCUGAUGCUUACAUGCAGCAUCAAGAAUGUCUUAACAAUUCAUAAAUGCCCGUGCAAUGAUAUGACAUAUGACUACACAUA